Messenger RNA from Cololabis saira (Pacific saury), 1364 nucleotides. RefSeq names its product OX-2 membrane glycoprotein-like. NCBI's taxonomy places the organism in Eukaryota, Metazoa, Chordata, Actinopteri, Beloniformes, Belonidae. Gene Ontology annotation, molecular function: cell-cell adhesion mediator activity. The transcript is spliced from 8 exons. The coding region runs from base 16 to 984 and encodes 322 amino acids. The record is from RefSeq and is a predicted model, not a curated record.
CAGAACGAAGACACAAUGAUGCAAAUAGUUAAAAUAAAUUACCUUUUUGCUUUCGGGGUGUUUAUUAAAGGUGUGACAGGUGUGAUCAUCACUCAGCAGACUGUGGUGGCAGCAGUGGGGGGAGAUGCUCAACUCAGCUGUCAGCUCUUGGACAACAAAGAUGUCGUUCAAGUCACAUGGCAGAAAGUUUUACCCAAUGAGAAAAAGAAUGUUGCUUUCUAUAAGAAAAAAAAUUAUCCAGUAAUAAACACUGACUUCAGUGAAAAAAUCAAGUUUAACGAGACUGAACUGCCGACCACUUCCAUCAUCAUCAUGAAAUUAACAGAGCAGGAUGAAGGAUGUUAUCGCUGUGUCUUCAAAACCUACUCAGAGGAUGUUCUGAUAAACAGAACUUGUCUCCAGAUCUAUGAGCUGCAUGAACCCGUCCUUCAUGUGGAAGAAUCAAAGUCUCCUGAAGAGACACGUGUGUCCUGUUCAGCCACGGGUCGACCUGCUCCGACUGUAACGCUGACCGCUUCACAACAUCCUCUCUACUCACACAACACCGUCAGUGUCAACAACACCAACGGUACAGUCACCGUCACAACUACAGCCCUGCUGUCAGGUUUCCAUGGCAACAGCAACCAGGUUGGAUGUGCAGCGGGAGCACCGUCUGGUCCUCAGAAAGAUGUGUUCAUGAUGAUUCCUGAGAAGAAACAGAGAUCUGUUGACGGUUUGGAUGAAGAAUCUGGAUCCAAUCAGAGAUCAAGAUGGACUUUGAUCAUCAUAAUACCCCUGAUGGUCGGUUCGGUUGCUUUACUUAUCAUCAUCAUCAUCAUCAUCAUCCGGGUCAGAAGCAAAACUCAAAACAGGGACGCUGAGGCGAUCAAGAUCUCUUCAACUCCAUACAAGGACCAUCAGAAGGACAGUGAGGUGAUCCUGAUCUCUCCAACUCCAUACAAGGACCCUCAGAAACAGGGUGAGGAUUCUCUGGGCCGGACGUAGCGCGUGGAAGGAUCACGUUAUUCCGGCCGGAUCCUCCCCACCCCAUCUGGCGCCCCGGUUGGCCAGAGGGGGCAUGUAGAGCCCAGGACUGUUGCAUGUUUUUGUGAGACAUUGCUACCCAAGGGAACACAGGGAGAACAUGCAAACUCCCCCUACAAACACACAUUUAAAUGCAUGAUGAAAAGAUGAAAAAGGUUGCCACUGUUUAUGAUGUUGUAUUUGCUUGAUACUAAGAUCCACAAUGAUCAUGUGAUAAUUGUACAUUUCUGUGUUCACACUAAAAAGAGACGAUUCAAACUUUUGCACGACAAUAAGUCGUACCUAUUUAUGUUUACAGUAUUUGUCAAGUAUUUUUAAGCUGCAUAUCAUUUUGAUCUGUA